Funneliformis geosporum is the source of this 141-nucleotide messenger RNA. The record is from the annotation of a GenBank genome assembly. Lineage: Eukaryota; Fungi; Glomeromycota; Glomeromycetes; Glomerales; Glomeraceae.
AUGAGUUGUCUAUUGCUAGGAGGAAUCAGCUUUUCGCCAGUCCUCAUAGUGCCUUUUUGGAUGAAUGGCUUGACACAGCGUUUAUAUGCUUAUUUUCUUAUAAAGGGAAAGUGUGACCUAGAUAUCUGGGAAAAUCGAAUG